AUGUCAAGUCGAACUACUGCCGGAGGUAUUGGUUUCGCGGUUAUGCAAAAGCAAGCCUCAAAAUACAACGAGCAAGAAGGACAAGCGCUUCUGGAAUGGAUCAAAAAAUUAAGCGGCGAAAACAUCAACACAAGUGGUGAUCGAGAAAAUUUUCUCAGUCUUCUCAAGGAUGGCACUCUUUUAUGCAAAUUGGCAAAUGCACUUGAAGCAAAUUCAGUAAAAAAAAUUCAAAAGCCUAUCUCAAAUUUUGCUUGCAUGGAGAAUAUAAAUUCUUUUGUGAAUGCUGCUAAGAAGCUUGGUGUACCUACGGAGGAAACUUUUCAAAGUGUUGACCUUUUCGAAGGACGUGACCUUUUUUCUGUCUGUGUCACACUCUUGUCGCUCGGUCGACUUGUAAGUCGUUUUUAUUAUUUUUAG
Messenger RNA from Dracunculus medinensis (Guinea worm), 417 nucleotides. The record is from the annotation of a GenBank genome assembly. NCBI's taxonomy places the organism in Eukaryota, Metazoa, Nematoda, Chromadorea, Rhabditida, Dracunculidae.